GCAAGCGAAGGAGAGAGGAAGGGUUUGGGGGCUUCUUCUGGGUAGAGGUUUUAGAGAGAGGUUUUAGAGAGAGAGAAUCUCAUCAGAGCAAAACGCCAUGAGGUUCCUCAAGCUUAUCACUGGGCAUCACAGGUCGCUCUCGCGUGUCAUCGGACGGCGGUACUUCGCCGCCGCAGCGACGCCGACGGAGGAGCACGACAAGAGGAACUACGCCAACAAUGUCUCCGAGUACAACACAGUCAUCGAUUCCAUCUCCGCGCAGAGAAGGUAUUUCUUGUUGAGGGAUGUCUAUGACGAUAUGGCGCUCGACGGAGUACAGCCGAACAGGGAUACAUUCCACUCGCUCGUUAUAGCUUCCUUGAAAGGCGGUCGAAUGCAGGACGCUUUGUUCUUCACCGACCAAAUGAAGGCCAUUGGAUUAGUCCCUGAUGUUGAUUUAUUCAACAUUCUGAUAUCAUUGUGUGGGAAGAGCAAGAACUCUGAUCGGGCGAUUCAGUUUCUGGAUGAGAUGAAGGUUUUAGAAGUGAAGCCGGUUGUGCAAACCUAUGUCUGUCUACUCAAUGCAUGUGCUGCGGCUGGCCGUUUAGACAGAGUGUACGCAAUUAUACGCGAUAUGACUACAGCUGGUCUUGGUUUAAAUAAAUAUUGCUACGCAGGGCUUAUAACCGCAUAUAAAAACAAGACACCUGUACCAGAAGAUUUUGCAACCAAAAUCAUUGAGUUUGUGGAGCGGUCAAAGGAAUGGACAUCAGUUGAGGGAUCCGAUGUCUCUGCUGAGAAUUUAAUGAUGGGUGUUCUUCCAGAGGAGCUUUAUAAUCUUCCUACUGCUGAAUAUGCUCAUAGGCGUCUUGGAUUUGUGGUUAAGCAGCUAACCGCAUAUCAUGCUGCAUUUCAUGCUUGUGCAGAGCUAAAAAAAGUAGAGCUCAUGGAAACUCUUUUGGAGAUGUUAGAGAAGGACGGUAAAACUCCAGAUACCUUCAUUGUGAUGCAAAUUAUGAGGUGCUAUCUACAUUCUGGGGACAUUGACCGUGGUCUUAAAGUUUUUGAAGACCACAUGAAGUCUGACAAGCCUCCAAUUGGUGAAUUGUAUACAACUCUCAUCGAGGGAGCCAUGAUUGGGUAUACUCCCAGGGGAAUGCAAAUUGCACAAGAUGCAUUGGUAGAUAUGAAUUCAAGGAAUUUUUUCUUGAGCCCAAAACUGGCGAGUGAUCUUCUCCUUGCGGCAUCUGGCGAAAAGACCGGUGGAUAUUCCGUGGCCAACUAUAUUUGGGACUUGAUGCAGUCCCGCAAACAGAUUCCUUUUCUUCCUGCAGUGGAAGCAUAUUACAAAGGCUUAAAAGAACGCGAGAUUCCUGAAGAUGAACCUCGCCUCGUACUAGCAUCUCGAACUUAUGAGGACCUUCGGGCUAGAUUCGGAAACAUAGGACGAGCUCCUCCUAGUUAAAAUUGAUGCUUAAAAAGAUAUUUUCACUGAUUAUUUUCUUCUAUAUAAUUCGUUUGUUGUACCAGCACAUUUUCCUUUAACCAAUUUUAGAGCAAGGAUAAGGGAAGACCUUUUGUUUUUUGUUUUGUUUAUUCUUGCACCGGAAACCGGAAGGGCAUAAGAUAGAACUCAUAGGGUGGAUGUUACCGAAGUUGAAAUUUGUUGGAUGUUAUUCGAAUUCCAUCUUUUAUUGGAAUCGAGGAAUAAUACAAGCCCAUACGUCUCUUAACAUUUGAAC
Morus notabilis is the source of this 1721-nucleotide messenger RNA. Its product is annotated as pentatricopeptide repeat-containing protein At4g35850, mitochondrial. Lineage: Eukaryota; Viridiplantae; Streptophyta; Magnoliopsida; Rosales; Moraceae. Gene Ontology annotation, molecular function: protein binding. The record is from RefSeq and is a predicted model, not a curated record. Gene Ontology annotation, cellular component: mitochondrion. The transcript has 13 exons. Bases 98 to 1444 code for a protein of 448 amino acids.